AUGAAACAACAGCUAGCUCAAUUAUUAAAUAUUAGAAUAAAAUUUAGGACACAGCUGAAAGGACAGGAAUAUAUUAAGGCAGCAUUUAUUGGUGAACCCAUAAAUGGAUCAGACCAGUUGCAUAUACAAUUAGGAUCACUUUCGACAGAGAAUAAGGAAGUGGUCACUUAUGAAAGAUUCGAAUUGUUGCUUUUUGUAACUUUUACUGUCAUCUUAACACUUAUAAGAUUCCUUUGGAAUUUUAUUCAACAGAAUAAAAUCAAUAAAAGAAAUAAGCAUAUUGUUGAAGCUUUCAGACUCAACAUUACAAGAUCAACUUUGUGCUCCAGGUCUAGUAACGAUAGUUUUGGAUGUGACACCAGCGUUGAAAAGGACCUUGCAGUUACGAGGUACCUCACAAACACCUCAAUUUCACAAACACUUCGAUUUUCAGCUGGUUUACCGCAGCAAGAUUGUAUAUUCCACCAAAAUAUUUCGAGAUCACCACAGGCUGACCCAAUUUCUCUGUUACUAUGGGACUCUACCAAAUAUGGCAAACCCUCCAGCUUACUUCCCGGAUGA
Kazachstania africana CBS 2517 is the source of this 561-nucleotide messenger RNA. RefSeq lists its product as uncharacterized. The record is from RefSeq and is a predicted model, not a curated record. The transcript has a single exon. The coding region runs from base 1 to 561 and encodes 186 amino acids. Lineage: Eukaryota; Fungi; Ascomycota; Saccharomycetes; Saccharomycetales; Saccharomycetaceae.